CUGUGAUCCUGGAGAGCCCUGCCCUUCCUGUGACUGAGGGACAUUCUGUGACUCUGCGCUGCCGAUACAGAAAGGACAAGGAAAUGAAUGUAACACACUCAAACCUCACAGCCGAUUUCUACAAAGAUGGAUCCCUCGUCAGGACUGAGACUACGGGAGAGAUGACCAUCCCUGCAGUAUCCAAGUCAGAUGAAGGACUCUACAAGUGUUCCAACUCUGAAGGAGAAUCACCGGAGAGGCUGAUGACUCUGACAGUUCUCUCUCAUCCAGACUCUCUGAGUGUCCGUCCCAACAGAUCUCAGUUCUUUGAAUAUGAGUCUUUAAUUGUGAGCUGUGAGGUUCAGGGGAGCUCUGCUGGAUGGACACCGAAGAGAUACACAUCGACUGGGAAGCUUUCAGCUUGUGGAACCGACUGGGGAAAACAACAAGGUUUUUCAUGCAUCGUGUCACUAAUACCAUCAGACAGUGGGGUGUACUGGUGUGAGUCUGGGUCUGGAGAACACAGCACUGCUGUCAACAUCACAGUACACGCUGGAGCUGUGAUCCUGGAAAGCCCUGCCCUUCCUGUGACUGUGGGAGAUUCUGUGACUCUGCGCUGCAGAUAUAAGGGAACUCCCUCUGACCUCACAGCCGAUUUCUACAAAGAUGGAUCCCUCGUCAGGACUGAGACUACGGGAGAGAUGACCAUUCCUGCAGUAUCCAGGUCAGACGAAGGACUCUACAAGUGUUCCAACUCUGAAGGAGAAUCACCGGAGAGACGGAUGACUCUGACAGCUGGAGCUGUGAUCCUGGAGAGCCCUGCCUUCCUGUGACUGAGGGAGAUUCUGUGACUC
This is a messenger RNA of Oncorhynchus nerka (sockeye salmon), 833 nucleotides long. Its product is annotated as Fc receptor-like protein 5. Gene Ontology annotation, biological process: cell surface receptor signaling pathway. Gene Ontology annotation, molecular function: transmembrane signaling receptor activity. Gene Ontology annotation, cellular component: plasma membrane. Lineage: Eukaryota; Metazoa; Chordata; Actinopteri; Salmoniformes; Salmonidae. The transcript has 4 exons. The record is from RefSeq and is a predicted model, not a curated record. The coding region runs from base 84 to 812 and encodes 242 amino acids.